Meloidogyne enterolobii is the source of this 337-nucleotide messenger RNA. Lineage: Eukaryota; Metazoa; Nematoda; Chromadorea; Rhabditida; Meloidogynidae. The record is from the annotation of a GenBank genome assembly.
UCUGUUUCAACUAUGUUUUUCAGUUUUUGUGGCAAUUUGUAUGUACAUAAUAUUUAUAUUUCUAAUUGAUUUAAUUUUACACUUUGCUUCCACAAAGGCCACUGCAUCUUUGACUUGCGCCGCUCUUUUAACUCCUUUUUUUUUAUUUACAACCGGUCAGCUUUCUCUUUUUCCCGACAGCCGCCGCUUAUUUUCUCUCUUUUCUUCUUCUCUUUCUCAGCAGCCGAUAAUUUUAUUUGGAUUUUCCGACAAAAGAAAAUUUAAAUUCUUUCCUAAAUUCUCCUUUUAUUCCCUUUUCUUUAUUUUACAGCCGGUCAGUCCUUUUCUUUUUUUCUGA